This is a messenger RNA of Plenodomus lingam JN3, 1416 nucleotides long. RefSeq lists its product as uncharacterized. NCBI's taxonomy places the organism in Eukaryota, Fungi, Ascomycota, Dothideomycetes, Pleosporales, Leptosphaeriaceae. Gene Ontology annotation, cellular component: nucleus. Gene Ontology annotation, molecular function: nucleic acid binding. The record is from RefSeq and is a predicted model, not a curated record.
AUGCCCAUGGCCUGGGCCUCUGUUGCGGCCGCCCCGCCCAAAAGCCUCACCCCAGAGCAGCGCAUGCAAGAGCUGCGCGAGUUCUACGAUUCGCAGCCACUAUGCGCGAUAGUCCAGGAGACUCUUGGGCUGCGUGCGAUCCCCGGAACCACCGGUGGUAACGCCGGACUGAUUGAGCAUGCCGUCGUCAUCGGCAUCGACACGGAGGCGUGGACCAGAAAUACCAACGAGAUGACGGAGAUUGGGUUGGCGGUGUAUGAGCGCAAGGAGAUGAUGGAAGUCCAGAGAGAGAAGAAUCUCUGGGAGAUAGAAAACGGUUGGUUUGUUGACGGCCACGAUCACUUGGGACCUUUUGGUGAGCAGCUCUUGAUGAAGAUGCGAUUUUACCACCUUCGUAUCGUCGAGAACGCGCAUCUCAAGACAAACGCCAAGUGGAUGAAAGGGGCUGAGGGGAACCGCUUUGGCCAUUCACGUUUCGUCACGUUUGCUGAAGCGCGCGAUAUCCUCGAUUCGUUGUUUGACCAGCCUAUUGUCUCAGACGACCCUAAGCUCCAGGGCUGCAAGAAGCCUAUCAUCCUCGUCGGCCAUGCCAUCUCCCACGAUCGUCUGAACUGCAAGAACCACGGCCUCGAUUACGAUUGGUUCAAGCACGGCACUAUUGUCAGGGAGGUUGACACGCAGCCACUGGCGAAGGCGACGGGCACUUGGUUUGACUUUGCCGCUCCGAACAAUGAGGUUGGGUUGGCGAAAUUGACGAAGACGUUGGGAUUCCUGCACGAAGACCCCCAUACGGCCUGUAACGAUGCUGCCAGGACUGUAAUCUCGGCUAUACAAAUGGUGCUUCCGCGAGAGAGCAGAGAGAGCCUGGAGACAGACAUGCAGACGGUGGCACGAUACAUUGAGCAAAGGUCGAAGCAGGUUGCAGGUCCAAGCUGGGGUAGUGCGCUCUACUGUACACGCUGUGGCGGUCGCGACCACGAAAACAAAGAUGAGGGAAACCGCUGUGCCGAACGGGUAUACUGUAGAGCUUGCGCACAGCACGAUUGGUUUGACGACAAAGAGAACAGCGAUGAUAGCUUUGGGAGUGUAGGAGAGGUCAAGGAGACGGAGGAGUACUGGGAGACGCAUAUCGAGGAGUGCUGUCUCCACAUCGCGGAGUACAAUGCCUGGGUUCGUCGGUGCAACGAUGCAACAAGGAAGCGGAAGCCACUGCCGCCUGGUCCUCCUGAAUGCUCUCAUCCAGGCUCCAACACUAUCUUGACUUCAACGUGGUCUUAUACCCCCAGCCAUCCAUCGGCGACUGCACAGUCUUCUGGCGGUGGUGGUCGUCGUGUCCGCCGCCACGUCGGUUCACAGAAAAGCGAGCUGUUGGGCAAGAAUUGGCGCCGUGGCGAUGAUGGCCAUUUCAAUUGGUAG